UAGCUGCCGGCUCGUCGCAAGGCAGCGAGGAGGCGUCUCUUCUUCCGGUCCCCCGUAGGGGGAAUUUUUUUUUAUAUAUAAAAAAAACAACCCUAAUCAUUCCCUAUCUCCGCUCUCCAAUUGAUCGAAUUCGGGAGCACGAUGCACGCCAAAUCGAAGAUUUCGGAGAUGCUCCCCAGGGGCUUCAAGGCGGGGAAGUGCAAGACGUCGCUGAAGCUCGCGGUGGCUCGAAUAAAGCUUUUGAAAAACAGGAGAGAGGUUUUGUUGAAGCAGAUGAGGCGGGAUUUGGCCCAGCUUCUGGAGUCCGGCCAGGAACAGACCGCUCGGAUCCGGGUUGAACAUGUGAUAAGGGAAGAGAAGACAAUGUCGGCAUAUGAUCUCAUUGAGAUAUACUGUGAACUUAUUUUGGCACGCUUGCCAAUAAUUGAGUCACAAAAGAGAUGCCCCAUUGAUCUUAAAGAGGCUAUAGCUAGCAUUGUUUUUGCAUCUCCGAGAUGUGCAGAUAUACCAGAACUUAUGGAAAUUCGCAAGCAUUUUUUAGCAAAAUAUGGGAAAGAGUUCAUUACUGCAGCUCUUGAAGUUCAACCCGAAUGCGGUGUUAGCCGUAUGGUGGUGGAGAAAUUGUCAGCGAGGGCACCUGAUGUUGAGACAAAAAUCAAAACCUUGACUGCAAUUGCCCAAGAACAUAACUGCAAAUGGGAUCCAAAAGCAUUUCAGGAGCAGAUUCAGAAGACUAAUGAUGAUCUGCUGAAUGGCCCUGCUACUUUCAACAACAAGAUGACAAUGGAAUUCUCUAGUGUCAAUCCAGCCCCAAUGAAUGAAUCAAUUAGGAAAAGGUUUGAGAAUGUUGUGACCAGCAAACCGAACAAUUUUGAUACAUUGCCUCAUGAAAACACCAACACUCCUAUCACUUCGGUACCUGUUACUUCUUACUCUAGUCCAAAAAGUUCAGAAAAUAGAUCUGGAGAGAAAGAAUUCAAAUUUUCAUAUUCUACAGAAGAUGGUGCUUUAAAUCAGUCAAAUUGGAAUAUGGAAUUUAAGGAUGCAACUUCUGCCGCUCAGGCAGCUGCAGAAUCUGCAGAAAUGGCUUGCAUGGCUGCUAGAGCUGCUGCUGAACUUGCAAACUGCAGCAAUGUUUCUAGACAAAGUUCUUCUGGGUCACAGGAAUCGACUGUGCAUGUGCCUGGCACAUUAGAAGGCUCGAGGCUGGAUGGUGAGAACCCUGUCGGGGAGCCGGUAACAAUGGAGGAGAAUGAAAGGAAAAGCUUCCAAGGAAUGAAACCAGAGAUGCAUAGACCACAAGUGGUACAAACUAGCACUAUGAGAGAUGCAGGCUACGUUUAUGAUGGCCAUGAAACUGUUGGCAAUAUAUCAUUGAGUAGAUCUCUGUCUCAUUCAAGCACCUCAUCAAUCAAUGAUGAUGUUUCAGAGGUCGAUCUUCAAAAAGUUGAUAUGGGAUCAUACAGUUAUAGUCAAAAAAUGUUCUUGGAGGCAGACUAUGCAGUUCAGCAUCAGAAGAAUGAGAAAGUUGAGCAUGCUGAUGUUGGUUCAGGGAAUGUAAAAGAAAGCAAAUCAACCUCUUUCCACCGUACUAAUGCAUUGGAUGGUGAUACCAUUUGGGAUAAUCCUGAGAAUACUACAAUUGGUGAGUCUAAUGCUGCACUCUUUGAUGACUAUGGUUCUGAUCCUGAUUAUCAUUCAGUACUAGGGAGGUACAGCAGAGGAAACUUGUUGGAUUCGCGUAUGCCGCAACAGUCUACGGAACCUUGGAGUCCUGAGCAGCAAAAAAGUGAAUCCCUGGUUACCAGUGCCAGAUCACCUUUUAUGACGGAACCCCAUCCCACAGAGUAUUCAGAAACUAAAGGUACCCUUCCAUCACAGCCCACUGAUAAUAUGCCUCCAGCUUAUGACUCGGAUGGCCUCAGCUCUGAGGAUGAUGAUGAGAUAGACCAGUCCACAUGUACAGAAGUUAUGAAACCUAGCAAUUUGCUUCAUUUCCAGAGAGGCUCCACAAAAGGCGUACCAUCAGCAGGAUCUAAUCACGAAAAAACUUACUUUAGUGGGACGAAAGAUGUUGAAAGAGCUAAAAUAAAUUCUCUCUCAUCGUUCCCUGAUUUUAAUGAGAAAAACCAUGAAGAAGAACCAAGUUCUUCUAAUAAAUACUGGAAAAGUUCUGGUUUGAGUGAGCGCAGAAACCAGCCAUCUCCAAUAUAUGAGAGGAACCUCGAUUCACCAAGAGAUUCAUCGGUGGAUGAGGGGGAAACUAAGGACAGGUUUGAAAUGGCAUCAUCACCUGGUAUUAAAGAUUUUGAACUUUCAGAUGAGAGCCAUAAAAGUGGGCAAGGCCUGACCUGGGGAGGAUUAACUGGUGGAUUUAAAAACAGAGGUUAUCGUCGUCCACCUUAUGUAAGGAGCCCCUUGGUUGAUGCUUCACUCCCAUCAAAGCAAGCCUCAGACGAUGCUCCUUCUGCCAUUGAGAAGCCUGUUGUUUCCAAUGUGGAUGAUUCAUCCGCAAGCACUGAGGUCCCCGUUCAGAGACGAUACAGGAAAGGUUACAAAGAGUCAAGCUUAAGAUCUCCAAUGGCAGAUUUCAAUCCAGAUAGUAAUGAACAGGAACAUCAUACUGUCGGAAAUAGACAUCGCAGUGAUAAUUCUUCCACUCCACCAGAACAAGGCCCAGAUGUUUCACCCAUUACUGAGAAAUCAACUGUUUCCCACCCAAGCAAGUUUUUGCGAACUUCUAAAGUUCCCAAGCAGGAGAUGUAUGGCAAGAAUGCGCCCAUGAGGACAUAUACUGAAUCAAGCUCAAGUGUGUCAAUGAGCUACUUGGAGAAUAAUGAGGAAGAAGAUUUAGAGUCACAACAUUCUGUUGGAAGGAGAGGCAAUGCAGACGCAAAGCCUCCUCGCCAGACAAUAUACAUACCAUCAGAGGGUCAAAGAGGUAAUCUUACUAGAAGUAUUGAUCGACCUGAAAUGACAACCAUCUUUAAUAUGGAAAAUAAGGCCUCUCAAUCAAGUUUUUAUGCAGCUGAAUCUUUUUCCAACUCAAGAAUCCAUGCGGGAAACUUAGUUGGAAAAGAGAGUUCCAAGUCUGUGCAACCAAAUUCAUCAGCUCAACAAUCUUCAGUGACACCUUUAAGGACUGAAUCUUCAACAUUCGAUGGAAGUUCAGAGACUCCGCAUGCUGACUCUGUGCAACCUCUAAUUCCAGAAAAUGAUGCAAACUUGAAGUUACCAAGUUCGAGCAGGGAAAAAACAUCACACGGAAGUUCACAAAAAAAGGCUUCUCAUGUACACCCAAAACUUCCCGACUAUGAUUCCUUGAUAGCUCAUUUUCAGUCACUUAGAUCCAAUCGAGCCUAGCUGCAGGUAUUACAUUUUUUUUCCUUUUUAUUGCACAUAUAUGGGGCUUGUGGCAAUAAGUAGGCGAUCCAUCUUUGAAUUUUAAAUUUCAUGGUUAUAUGUUUAAUAAGUCUAGCAAACAUGCAUUCAUACAAUUUUUCAGGAGUCAUUUGUUAUCAGCUCUUGUGAUUUUAGCAAUACAGAAAUAUUAUACAAUAGAUGAAUUUAGCUUCUAAAGUUU
Messenger RNA from Phoenix dactylifera (date palm), 3583 nucleotides. RefSeq lists its product as uncharacterized. Gene Ontology annotation, biological process: protein transport. The record is from RefSeq and is a predicted model, not a curated record. Lineage: Eukaryota; Viridiplantae; Streptophyta; Magnoliopsida; Arecales; Arecaceae.